GAAGUGAUUUGCGAUGGCGGCCACAGAAGUGGCUAGCUGGUGUAUGGAGGAGGUGAGACUCCUGUUGUCCCAGUACGGAAGCCGGGAGACGCAGACCAAGCUCAAAGGGACGUACCGCAACCAUGAGAUCUACCAGGACAUCUCUGCCGGCCUGGCGCUGCGCGGGUACAGCAAGACGGCCAGCCAGUGUCGCAUGAAGGUCAAGAACAUGAAAUGCCGGUACAGGAAAGCGAAGGAACACAACGACAAGGGCGGGAGUCAGGACCGAGUGUUCUGUCCUUUCUUCAAGGAGCUAGACGCCAUCCACGGAAACCGCCCGAGACCUCUGGAGGAAGAAGACGUGACCUUGGCGAGCCAAGGAGGCACAGGCUUGGCAACGGUGACCUUGAAGGUGAGAAACGACCUUGACCCAGCGUUCCAGCCAUACCGGGCUUCCAUGUCCGUCCCACCCCGCAGCUCUGUCUACACUCUGCUGCUGCAGGCCUCAGCUGACGACCCAGACUUCACAUUCCAGGCAGAGUAUUAUGGGUAUCUGUCGUCUCACAUGAUCACUUCCAUCAACGGAGUGAAGGUGAGCGAGGCAGAAAGGACCUUCUGGCGCUUCGAGAACAAGAAGAAAGUCAAGUUUGACCGCGGGGUGGACCUGAUUGGUGUGUUUGAUGGUGAUGUCAUCAUGUUCCGCUUUAAACACUACGACCCGACCAGCCCAGACGACCCCGCAUCUGACUGUGACGACUAG
Branchiostoma floridae (Florida lancelet) is the source of this 739-nucleotide messenger RNA. RefSeq lists its product as uncharacterized. The coding region runs from base 14 to 739 and encodes 241 amino acids. Lineage: Eukaryota; Metazoa; Chordata; Leptocardii; Amphioxiformes; Branchiostomatidae. The transcript is spliced from 4 exons. Gene Ontology annotation, biological process: cobalamin transport. The record is from RefSeq and is a predicted model, not a curated record. Gene Ontology annotation, molecular function: cobalamin binding.